CUCGUCUCUUUGAACAGCGUUUCGUAGGUCGCGCUGGUGCACAGCUUGCAAGGGCGUCUCUAAAACUUAAAGUUGUUUCGCGCCUCAUUCUUUCAGGAAAGCACGCUCCAGCUGCUCUUCCAAGGUGUCAUGCCGGGACGUCAGGGUCAAGCAGCCAACGUACAUUUAGGAAGGCGUCUGACAGCGUCCAGUUUGCAGGAAUUGACCACUUCUUCCGACAGCGAUUCACCGGCUGUUGUUGAGCUUUUCCUCCCGCAGAAUCGGACUCUGUCACUUGGAUUGGAGGGUUUGCAUCGGAGCUCUGUUCCUGGGUCUGAGGAGCACCGUGAGUUGCGCCAGGUCGUUACCGAGCGUACUGUAAUAGUUGGAACCACCCAGCACCACAUUGGGGACCAGCAGUCACCUUUUGCAACUGCUUCACAACCGCAUUCCUCGCCGCAUCAAUCGUCCUUACUCCCAGCUCAAAAGACUGAAACACCACCUCUUCCUAACACCCACUCCUGCCAUAAGACCACUUCGCAGCCUAGCUUUCGAGCAACACCGUUAUCGCCUAUGCUCGCCCUCCAUCGCUGCCGGCUCUUUGACUGGUCUCCUACGCCGGUAGUAGCCCUUACUCCGAGCCCUGAUGGAGCAUACGUGGCUGCGGCGAGAGAAAGCGGGGACAUUGAGAUUUGGAGGGCGGCAGCCGGGGCCCUUGGGUGGCAGUGCGAACUGACCAUUCCAGGGGUGAAUGGGGCCAGCAUCACUUCGCUAGCGUGGUUGAGGGACAAUGGUGGCCAUACAAGGGGCCGCCUGUUCUCGGCGGGACUGCACGGGAGGAUCACAGAAUGGGACCUCAGCACAUUGAAGCAAAAGGCAACACUGGACUCAUACGGAGGCCCUGUCUGGGCCCUUGCCGUCGAGCCGGCUGCCGACUCCCCAGCAUCCCCCAACCAACCCCCCAAAAACAGGGCCUCCUUGAAGACCAAGCCUUGGGACGCUUCCGACGAGAGCGACAGUGAAAGUGAGGAGGAGGAUGAUGACGACCUCAGCGAAGGGGCCCCUGAGAGGCAGCCCCAGAGAGUGGCUGUGGCGUGUGACGAUGGGAGCGCCAGGCUGUUUGCGGUGGAUGAUGUCAGCGGGGAGUUGCAAUAUGCGAAGGCAAUGCCGCGGGUAGAAGGCAGGAUUUUGUCAGUUGCAUGGGGGCAGCGCGCUGGACAGCUUUUUUCAGGGGGGUCUGAUGGGUGUAUUCGCGCUUGGGAUGUGGCCACCUCACGCGAGCUGGUUCGAAUAACGGCGGGAAUUGGGGGCCAGAAGAAACAGGAUGAGCUGUGUGUGUGGGCCCUUCUAUCUCUGAGGGAUGGAACCCUGGUCAGCGGAGACAGCAGCGGCUCGACUCAGUUCUGGGAUGGAGAAGUGGGGACGCUCCUGCAGGCGCAGAAGCGCAACCAGGGGGACGUCUUGGCCCUGGCUUCACCCCCCCAGCAAGACGUGGUGUUUGCUGCGGGGAUCGACGGGCAGAUUACAAUGUAUCAGAGAGCAAGCGAGGCUGUCGUCACUGGGAAAGUCGAAACCACAGGUCGGACGCCCGUCGGUGCUUCUGCGGGCGAGCGGUGGGUCCAUGUGGGGAGCCGCCGCUCUCAUACACACGAUGUGCGGGCACUCACAAUCGCACAGCCCCGGCCUCUGUCAGAAGAUGCCGAAGCUUCCGGCACUCAACACAGGAAGCGAAAGAAGGGCCGUCUGACUGGGGGCGACUCCCUCUCCCUCGCGCUCGGCUCUCCGAUGCUCGUUUCGGGGGGCAAUGACGCUCUGCUCUUCACAUACCCCGCCACCUUCUUCAUGGCGUUCCACCCGUUCUGCUUCUCCCCCCUCCCGCAAGCGCCGCAAUUCCAUCUCACACCACCACAGGAAAAUGCCGGAUCCGGGGGAUCCCUCUUGCUAAGUCAGCAUGCCACGUGGUUAGACGUCUGGCAGCUCGAUGCGGGCGAAAGGGCGGCCUCGGCCAGCGGCGCUCGGCUCGAAAACGGGGACGCUGACGAGGCGAGAGAGAUCGCUGACGUCAGCCAUGGGAGCGACGACGUCGGCAAGGAGAAAAGCGAGGGGAAUGGCGGAAAGGAGGGUCGGAAAGCGAAGAGGAGGAAACUAGAGGGGUGGGCAGAAGCCGCCUGGACUGGUCCAGGGGCUUCGUUUACGGGCGCUAGGGGCGAGGCAACAGUGAAGAACCUAACACGCUUUGGGGGGGCAGAAGCAGUAGCCGCAGCACCCCUCCAGGAAGGCAAGCCCCCGGCUUUGAUAGCCCGAAUCAAAAAGAGCGGGGGCGAGCACAUAUCAUGCGCUGCAAUUGCGCCAGAUGGGAGCCACGUGGCGUGCUCGGAUUCGUCGAGCGUGCGGCUGUUUGAGCUGGGAAAGGGGGACGGCGCUGGGGUAAAAGUUACGCGGGUAAAACUGCUGGAAAGCGUUCCGGCCGCGCAGCAGGUGGUGUUUUCGGGAGAUUCGAAAAGAUUGAUCAUAGCAGCACGAACGGGCGAGCUUAUGGUCUACGACUGGGCGACUGAGACUGUAGAGUCGGUUCGCCUCUCUUCGAAAGCAGACCAGCGGGGGGUGACCGAUUCUCAUUCUCCAGUCAUUCUUAUGGCGGCCUGUCCCGGAGGCAAGUGGCUGGCGGUCGCAGAUAGCGCAAGCCAAGUCCGGGUCUACAACCUUCACCGGCUAAAACUCCACUGGACGCUCCCGUCCCUCGACGGCUUUCUCCCGACCGCCCUCUCCUUCCACCGAGGACUUCCCAACCACCUUUUCGUCGCGACCGCGGGUAACCGGCUACACGCCGUGGACGUGCGGGCCAAGAGCUCGAUUGACUGGGCCCGGCUAGGGGCGCCUUCGCUUCAGCAGCUGCUCGAGUUCCCGGGGGGAAUCACCGGGCUGUCUGCCGAUCCGGCGGGGGAGUCAUUGGGGCUGGUGGCUUACGGACCGAAGGCCCUUAGCUACAUCAACCUCACGCCCACUCCGCCCCCGGAAGAAAACACGGUCCCGGAGGGGCCACCCACUACCAAAACGAAGAAGAGCAAACGAAAAGAAAAAGGCACCAGCGUGAGCGAAAGGGCAAACGGGAUUAGCGGCGAUCGAAGUAAGAAAGAAGCGGGGGCUAGCAAACCUAGGAUUGUGCCAAUGAGGGAUCCGUGUCUGUUUGUGGGCCACCUGGGGCCUAACUCGCUGUUCGUCGCGGAAAAGCCGUGGGCGGAAGUGGUCAGCGGUUUCCCGCCUCCGCUGUACAGGCACAAGUACGGGACGUAAGACGAGGACAAAUCAGCAAUUUGUCCUUGGAUGCGGACCGCCUUUGGAGUGUCGGUUGAUUGGUUUCAUCUGGAAUUGCGUGCACUUUUCCUCAAGAAUCUCAGCCGGAGGUACAAAUUCAUG
Messenger RNA from Klebsormidium nitens, 3396 nucleotides. The record is from the annotation of a GenBank genome assembly. Lineage: Eukaryota; Viridiplantae; Streptophyta; Klebsormidiophyceae; Klebsormidiales; Klebsormidiaceae.